This is a messenger RNA of Gaeumannomyces tritici R3-111a-1, 1470 nucleotides long. RefSeq lists its product as hypothetical. The record is from RefSeq and is a predicted model, not a curated record. NCBI's taxonomy places the organism in Eukaryota, Fungi, Ascomycota, Sordariomycetes, Magnaporthales, Magnaporthaceae. The coding region runs from base 1 to 1470 and encodes 489 amino acids. The transcript has 3 exons.
AUGGACCUCUUCACGGGUCCCGGAAGCAUCUACAGGCCGCUGCGGGGCUCGGAAAUUCGACUUGUCAAGCUGAAGCGGACGCGCAGGCCGGAUCAACCCAUCGAACUCGAGCUGUUUUACGCGCCUCUAGACACCGCCAAGUUCCUCGCCCUAUCGUAUCAGUGGGGGAAACCAGGCGAGACGAAAACGAUAUCCGUCAACGGUACCGAGUUCCCUGUCUUCGAGUCGCUAUUUCGUGCACUCGAGAGUCUAUACCUCCAUAAAAUUUCCGACAUCCUCGGCGCCGACGUGUUCGAAGACCCAGUCCCAGCGGAGGCGCAGGCGCAGGCACGACAAGAUGCCACAGAUACCGACACCGAUGAGGGCCUCAUGGGAUGGUGGAUCGAUGCCAUCUGCAUCAACCAGGCAUCUUUGACCGAGAGGAGCGAGCAGGUGCCCAGAAUGGGCAAGAUCUACUCGACAGCAGCCAGAGUCGUUAUCUGGCCAGGGGAUUCAUAUGCCUUCAAAAGCGACCAUCUGAAUGCUGCGAUCGCCGACGCUACCAAGAAAUACUCGCGAAUCCGACUGGAACUGCGGCCACAGGUGCAAGCCUCGGCAAACGACGCGGCGGCAGUACGCGACCUCUUAAUUCAGGGCGCGACGGACCGUCGAGACCGCAUAUUUGGCAUACUAGGCAUGGCAAACCUGCCAACGCCGGCGCCCCCCGACAUCCAGCCAGAUUACACGAGAAGCUUCGAGGAUGUCGCCUUUUCUUACGCAAAAUUCCUGGUCCUCAACCACGGCCGCCUGGACGUGCUGGCGAUGGGGGUCAACUCGCAUCCGGGUUAUCCCUCAUGGGUGCCGGACUUCGACCCCCCAAGUGGGCCCAGGCUCAAGCCCGGGGAGGUUCAGAGCGUCUCAUCACUCUCUGCCGACGGGCGGUGCCUCGUUGCGAGAGGCUCACUCAUCGGAACCGUCUUGGCGGUCGUCCCGGCCGCGUUUGACACCCUCCUGCCGGAUUAUGAAGGAAUCGUCCGGCCUUCAGCAAACCUGCGCUCGGUCGCUCCGGAGCUGGUGGUGAGAGAAUGGCUGGAUCAACCGCGCGCCGAGGGCAACAUCGACGACGACGGCUGCACGGCCGUGGCCUGCUUGGGCCUGACGGAAGCUGCGGGUCACGCUUGCAGCGGUGCGUUGUACGAUGCAUUGCAAUGCCUGCGGACCUAUUUCAUGGCGAUCCGUUGCCUGCUGCUGGACGACGGCCACGUCCUGCAAGGCCCCCAGUAUCAGUGUCAGGACCCGGAGCCGGGUGACGUGGUAUCCGCCAUCAGGGGCAUGGACGAACUUGCGGUUCUCCGCCGGCUCGGGGUGGGCAGGGAGCCGGAGGGCUUCCAGAUCAUCGACGCGCGUUGCCGGGGCACUGCUUUCCCGGCUGGCCCGGUCACUGAGGAUGUUUUCACGAACAGGGCAGAAAGGGAUUUUCACAUUUGGUAA